Messenger RNA from Saccostrea cuccullata (small rock oyster), 1951 nucleotides. RefSeq lists its product as uncharacterized. NCBI's taxonomy places the organism in Eukaryota, Metazoa, Mollusca, Bivalvia, Ostreida, Ostreidae. Gene Ontology annotation, molecular function: protein binding. The transcript has 8 exons. The record is from RefSeq and is a predicted model, not a curated record. The annotation marks the transcript as partial.
AUGGCAGAGGAGAACGGUAAAGAUAGAGAUAGCAAACACAUGUUCCACAAAGACGCUCUUCUAAUAUUUGAGAAAUGCACCAGACACACCCAAUGCCCUGCUAACGCUAGAUGUCGCCCUAACGGGUGUGAGGGAUAUAUGUGUCAGUGUGUUUCACAAUUCGUGUAUACUGACGAUAGAUCACAAUGUGUUCCAGGUAAACUAAUGGGAGAGGAUUGUGAUGGAAAUCUAAACAGAUGCCUCUCUCCAUUUGCUGUUUGCAUGGAUGGUGUGUGUCAGUGUAAUGAGCUUAUGGAACCAACUUUUGACGGCCAUUGCAAGUCCCCGUUUGAAGCCGAACUCCACCAUCCGUGCGUUGACAAGAUUUGUGUUCUGUCAACCGUAUGUGAUGGCAAUGUCUGUGUUUGUCCAGAAGACAAACGGGAGAUAACCCCGAAAGAGUUUUGGUUAGAUCCUCUAAAGGCUCGAAAAUGCGUUGACAAAAAUUUCUCUGUAGACCAAUGUCAUGGUCAAGAUCUCCAAGUACCAGAGGAUCUUUUGAUGGAUGAAAACAAUGUUAUUCAAAGUAAUAAUAGUGUAAGUCAGAUAGUGGACGAGGUUCAAGCAAACGAUUUUAUGUCGGAAAAUAUGUCUUCAAAUACGGAACAAGACAUUGUUGUUUCUGAAAAUAAGGAUGACAGCAAGGAAAUCCAUGGGAAGUUAACUGAGAAAGACAACUCUAAUCCAGAGGAUGUCAAAAGUGGGGAACCGUUAAAAAAUCACGAUGAAAAGACUGGUAAUAAAGUUGAAGAUAGGACAGCUAUCAAAGAUCCUUCAUAUUCUGAUGUUGCCGAUUCAAACGUGAUAUCAUCCAGAACACAAGUAAACGACCAUUUCUCAAAUAAAUCAGACGACACAACUUCUGAAAUGCUUUCAUCUUCGGAAAAUCCACAAAUCAAGACUGGUCCUGAAUAUAUUGACACAAAUGUAAAAGAAGGGGAGAUAGAUAAGCUACCCUCUGACAUAACAGAGGAUUUUCCUACAGACGCUCUCUCCAAUAAGAAACUGCCUUCCGAAGAGGGUUUUACAGGAUCUUCGGAUAAUCAAAAUGCAACCUUAAAGAUAAGAAACUCUUCGCAUACUACUGAACAAAGUAAUCAUGUAAACAAUGAUAUAUUAAUGGAAAGUACCGAAGGGAAUGUUCACAAUGCACACAAUUUUAUUAAUAAAACUGUGGUGCCUUUACUUAGAAGAAACAAUGAAGGGAAAUUGAAUCAAUUAAUUAAGCUUUUGAUGGGAAGGUUAUCAGAAAGGAAUAGGAAAGUUGACAUAUAUCAUGGAUGUAGCCUGGAUGAGGAGUGUCCCGAGCAUGCGCAAUGUAAGAGAAGAGGAUGUAAUUCACAAAAACAAUGUUUGUGCAAGAUUGGAUUUAUGACGAAUGUGAAUGGAACUUACUGUGUCCCAGACGGUUCCCGUGGUUGUUUAAUAAACGAGUUUACAUGUGAAGGUGCUAGAUGUGUGCCCUACUCCUGGGUAUGUGAUGGCAUCGCCGACUGUCCUCAAAACGACGACGAAACCAAGUUUUGUUCUUCACAUAGGAUGGAAGUUUUGCCAAGGCAGCAUCACGAAGAAAUUGACCGUUUAGAAGAUAAACUUGAACAUGAAGCUUUAAUGCGUAUGCAUUUGGAGCGAAGUAUACAGGAUUUACGUGAUGUUAUAAAGGAAAUAAAGCAAAAUAACGAUAUUGCAGAAAGCGAAAAGACGAAGCUAAUAACUCACGACAAGCCAUAUCCAACAGCAUUACAAACACCAUCACUGAUGGGAGAAGAUAGACAAAUCUCAACAUGGAACGAUCCUUUUUACGAUGGUUUUAUUGACAACAUUCAAAACAAAUUGAAAGGAUCUGCAGUUUAUACGCUUUGGGGAGGGAAGGUGUGUCCGAAACAUGAAAACACAAGGACAAUAUACACAG